Molecule: messenger RNA, 2072 nt
Organism: Gamsiella multidivaricata
Lineage: Eukaryota; Fungi; Mortierellomycota; Mortierellomycetes; Mortierellales; Mortierellaceae
Product: fimbrin
Exons: 7
Coding region: 145-1992 (615 amino acids)
Biological process (GO): actin filament bundle assembly; actin filament network formation
Cellular component (GO): cytoplasm; actin filament bundle; actin filament
Molecular function (GO): calcium ion binding; actin filament binding
Source: RefSeq, a predicted model, not a curated record
GUUUCAGAGGAACGAAGCGACACGAGAUUCGAUUCCACAGCGCCUGUCGUCAUAUUUCUUCUGCCCUCCGCCCUCCAUCCCUCCACAUUCAACUCUUUCCUUCCCCCCCCUCCUCAUCCAUCACCUCACAACCACACGCCACUCAUGGUCGUCAUCAACUCGGCCCUCCUGGCCAAAAAGUUUCCGCAGUUGCCUGUCAACGACGUCGACAACCUUGUCAACCAGUUCCGUCGCUUCGAUAUCGACGGACGUGGCCAAAUUGACCAAAAGGACCUUGUUAAGGUCAUCCAAGAGAUUGGUGAGGGUCAGUCCUACGAUCAGAUUCGCGCUACCAUCAAAACGGUUGACAUCAAUGCCACCGGAAAGGUCGAAGUCGACGAGUUCCUUGAGAUUGUGUCCAAGUUGCGCGAGGGUGGUGCCAAUGCCCCAACGUCGGGCAAGAAGGUCAUCCAGGUCAAGGGCGCCAACCAGAACAUCACCCACUCUAUGAACGAUGACGAACGCUCCGAGUUCACGGCACAUAUUAACUCUGUCCUGGCCGGCGAUAUGCAUAUCGGAGACAGGAUUCCUAUCCCUACACAUACGAUGCAGGUCUUUGACGAGUGUCGAGAUGGUCUUUUGCUGUGCAAACUCAUCAACGACUCUGUGCCUGACACGAUCGAUGAACGUGUCCUGAACGUUAAGAACAAGCUGUCCAACUUCCAGAUCAUCGAAAACAACAACGUCGCUAUCAAUUCGGCCAAGGCUAUUGGAUGCAGUAUCGUCAACAUUGGACCUCAGGAUAUCAUGGACGGACGUGAGCACUUGAUUCUGGGUCUCAUCUGGCAAAUUAUCAAGGCCGGUUUGCUUUCCAAGAUCGAUAUUCGUCUUCAUCCCGAGCUGUACCGUCUCUUGGAGGAGGACGAGUCUCUGGAGGCAUUCCUCCGUCUUCCACCAGAGCAGAUUUUGUUGAGAUGGUUCAACUACCACUUGAAGGCAGCAGGAUGGCACCGCACUGUCAACAAUUUUAGUACAGAUGUCAAAGACGGUGAAAACUACACAAUCCUGCUUAAUCAGCUGGCGCCGGAUCUUUGCUCCAGGAACCCACUUCGGGAGAACGACCUCUACACGCGUGCAGAACAGAUUCUUCAAAACGCAGAAAAGCUCAACUGCCGCAAGUAUUUGUCACCGCAGUCGCUCGUUGCUGGAAACCCCAAGCUGAACUUGGCUUUUGUUGCCAACCUGUUCAACAACCACCCUGGUCUCGACCCACUGGAGGAGGUUGAGCGUCCAGAGCUGCCUGAUACGGAGGGUGAUCGUGAGGCCAGAGUCUUUGCUCUUUGGCUGAACAGUUUGGAUGUCGACCCUUUCGUGAAUAACCUGUACACCGAUCUCCAGGAUGGAGUGGUUCUCUUGCAGGCAUUUGACAAGAUGCACCCAGGCAUUGUGGACUGGAAGCGCGUCAGCCGUAGACAGCCCCUGAACCGCUUCAAGCAGGUCGAAAACACCAACUACGCUAUCAUGAUCGGACAGCAUCUUCGCUACACACUCGUCAACAUGCAGGGCGCCGAUAUUGUGGAUGGAAGCCCUACGCUGACGCUGGGCAUUGUCUGGCAGAUGAUGCGCGAGAACGUGACCCAGACGAUGAAGAAGCUGUCAAAGUCUGGAAGGGAUAUCACGGAUAUGGAGAUGAUUCGUUGGGCCAACGAAACUGUCCAGCGCGGUGGCAAGACAAGCAAGGUCGGUAGCUUCAAGGAUCCGUCAUUCAAGACUGGAGUCUUUGUAUGCGAUGUCCUGAAUGGAGUGCGCCCUGGAUCGGUUGACUACGCUAUGGUCAACCGUGGAACGUCGUUGGAGGACGCUAAGCUGAAUGCCAAGUACGCCAUUUCGGUUGCAAGAAAGAUUGGCGCAGUUAUCUUUGUCCUUCCCGAGGAUAUUAUUGAGUGCCGUGCUAAACUUAUUCUUACCUUCAUCGGUUCUCUGAUGGCUAUUGACACAGCUGGCAAGGCGUAAAAGAAAAACAACGAAGACAUCUGCUCAUCAACCAUUGUAAUAAAAUAAUUUUGCGUCUAUGCUGUUGUGCUGGACUUGAU